UUCCCACCUCCACAACAAUGAGAAAUACAACAACCUCGACGAGUAUGUUUACUACCAGCAUGAGCGAUCUACUAAUUUCUCGACCAACAGCGGAUAAUACAAUGAAUAAAGAUGAUCGAAAACGUCCUUUGUACAUGGAAGAUCUUAUACAAGCUCUAGAAGAUUUUGAUAAGAAAACGAAACAAGAUAAUUUUGCUGAGAGUAACAGAAUCGGUUCAACCAAAGAUGAUGAUGCUAAUCGUCCACUGGUAAAAAAAGAUUUAUGGGAUCUCGAAGACAUUAUGUAUUGUAAAGACAAACAUGGCCCACAUGAAGGAAUCAAGGAUUUCAAUGACGUCAUUAAAUUAAUUAACAAAGGCAUCAAAGUACAACUGGAAGUAACAACACCAGCCGUUGAAGACUCGGAUUUAAAUUGGGUUCCCAUUAAAAUACCUAAGGAAUGAUAAUUAAACUUGAAAUUUACUAACAUAAAAUUCGAGCAA
Molecule: messenger RNA, 482 nt
Organism: Cydia amplana
Lineage: Eukaryota; Metazoa; Arthropoda; Insecta; Lepidoptera; Tortricidae
Exons: 5
Coding region: 18-443 (141 amino acids)
Source: RefSeq, a predicted model, not a curated record